Molecule: messenger RNA, 722 nt
Organism: Cucurbita pepo subsp. pepo (vegetable marrow)
Lineage: Eukaryota; Viridiplantae; Streptophyta; Magnoliopsida; Cucurbitales; Cucurbitaceae
Gene: ATG12A
Product: Ubiquitin-like superfamily protein
Biological process (GO): autophagosome assembly; autophagy of mitochondrion; piecemeal microautophagy of the nucleus
Cellular component (GO): phagophore assembly site membrane; Atg12-Atg5-Atg16 complex; cytoplasm
Molecular function (GO): Atg8-family ligase activity
Source: RefSeq, a predicted model, not a curated record
ACCGUACCCCACACAGAGGGGUGGCAAUUCGUGCAGUCCACGGCGGAGGAAAACGAUGGCUUCUAUGGAGUCGUCUAGUUCUGCUAAAAAAGGCUUAGUUGAUCGGAUACAGAAGGGGAGUUCUUUUACAAUUACCGUUUAAUACGAUUCUUUCCUAAUGAGGUUUUCAAUCAAAAUCUAUGGUGAUUUAUUUGGUUUUAUUUUUGGUAGUGGUUGUUCUGCUGCGAUCUAUUGGGGAUGCUCCCAUUCUCAAACAAAACAAGUUUAAGAUGCCUGGAACAGACAAAUUUAUUAAAGUGAUUGAUUAUAUACGUCGGUCAAUCCAACGGGACACCUUGUUUGUGUUUGUCAACAGUGCAUUCUCACCUGGUCCAGAUGAGACAGUUAUUGAUCUAUAUAAUAACUUUGGAAUUGAUGGGAAGUUGGUCGUAAAUUAUGCCUGCUCGAUGGCUUGGGGAUAACUUGCAGUGUGGUAAUGUUUAGUGCUGAGGCUGUAAAUAGUCUAUUGAACUGUUCAUUCUAAGUACUGUGAUUAUAAGCUCAUCCAUUUCUUUUGUAAGAACCAUAGUAGUAGAUUUUCUUCCAUAUUUUAGGCUUAUAAUCAAGUCAAGUUCUAGAGUCAUACUUGUCAAGGACCAGAGUCUGUAAUUAUUUAUUUGAUCGACCUUGUUAAUCAAUUGUUUUAACAUUGAAUAUGCAAGCCAAAGGAUUUUUUUUUUUUU